Molecule: messenger RNA, 1932 nt
Organism: Brugia pahangi
Lineage: Eukaryota; Metazoa; Nematoda; Chromadorea; Rhabditida; Onchocercidae
Source: the annotation of a GenBank genome assembly
AUGAGUGAACAAAGGAAGGAAUUUCGAGAGAGGAUAUAUGCUAUAGUGCGAAAGAGUACUGAUGGAGAAAAUCUGUUAAGGAGUUCCCUCAGUGGUACCAUCUUUUUGUUACAAGCACGGAGUAAUUUUGUUGCUGGCCUACUAUUAAUACAUCAAAAUGAGUAUACAGUGGAAGCGGAACGAAAUUUCGUAAUGCCUCAUUUACACCUAAUUGCUGCAUUACUGUCCAUUGUUGCUAAUAUUGAAGAGCAAAAACGUUUAGCGCAACAGUCCGAAGUGUUUCUCACUAUGACGCAAAAUGUAUUCUCCAGCUUACAAGAUAUGAACUUAUUGGUGAGAAAUAUAACGAAAGAAGCCAAAACCCUUGUGCAUGCCGAAAUAUGUUCUUUAUUUCUUCUUGAUCGUGAAAACUCUGAACUGGUUGCUGAAGUAUUCGAAAAAAAUGGCUCAAAUGAUGAAUAUCUGACGGAAAUCAGAAUGCCAUUGUCACUGGGCAUUGUUGGACAGGUUGCAAGCACUGGACAAAUGAUGAAUGUCAAAGAAGCUUAUAGUCAUCCAGCUUUCUACCCGAAAGUGGACGAACGAACCGGUUUCGUUACACGAAACAUAUUAUGUUUCCCGAUCAAAGAUAGUUCUGGAAACCUUGUUGGUGUGGCGGAGCUAUGUAAUAAAAUUGGAAAGCUUGCCUUUACGAAGCACGAUGAGCAAAUUGCAAUGACAUUUGCAAUAUACUGUGCCAUCAGUAUAUCACAUUGUCUUCUUUAUCGGAAACUGCAAGAAGCUCAUCGACGAUCACAUUUGGCCGCUGAGUUAUUAGUACAAGGUUCUACGCUGUCGAUUGCACCAGAAGAUUUGUUACGAUUAACAGCAGGUGAUAUACCAUCAGCGACUUCUUUUGCUCCAGAAUUCGAUCAUUUUAAUUUUCCGCCACGUUCCAUUGGGUCAGGCGAUAUCUAUGUUGAAGCAGCAUUGUCCAUUUUUAAGGAUCUGGGUUUUGUUCAGCGAUUUCGCUUACAGCGGCAAACAUUAGCAUGUUUCUUAUUGAUGGUUCAAAAGGGUUACCGUGAUGUGCCUUAUCACAACUGGUCUCAUGCAUUUGCUGUUGCUCAUUUCACGUAUUUGUUACUGCGAACUGAAACAGCACACAAUGCACUGAAUGAAUUGGAAAGUUUUGCUCUCUUUGUAGCAAGUUUAUGUCAUGAUAUCGAUCAUCGUGGUACUACGAAUGCAUUCCAAGUACAGUCGCGAACACCGCUAGCUCAGUUGUACAGUAGUGAAGGCUCGGUAUUGGAGAGGCAUCACUUUGCUCAAACAAUAUCAAUAUUAAAUAUGGAGGAGUGCAAUAUAUUCGUUUCAUUAAAUCGACAUCAGUUCCAUUCAGUCCUGGAUCACAUACGGGAUAUCAUUCUCGCAACCGACAUAGCUAAUCAUUUACAGAAAGUGCAAGAUAUUAAUCGAAUGGUUGAAGUUGGCUUUGACAGUUCAAUAAAGCAUCAUCGAUAUUUAUUACUAUGCCUUAUGAUGACCUCAGCUGAUCUAUCUGACCAGACAAAAGAUUUCAGAAAUAGCAAGGCAAUAGCUGAAAAUAUUUAUAAGGAAUUUUUCUCGCAAGGAGAUCUAGAAAAACAGAUGGGAAAUCGCCCAUUAGAAAUGAUGGACCGGGAUCGUGCAUGCGUGCCAAAAUUGCAGCUUGAAUUCAUGGAUACAAUUGCAGUACCUGUUUUUGAAUACUUAUCACAGUUAUUACCCGAAAGCAAAAGUACAUAUGAGUCAAUGUUGUUUAAUCGGAAAUGUUGGCUAGCGUUGGAUGAGAUAUUGGCCGAGGAGAACGAGCCCAGCAACGACAUAAAUGAUAAUAAUAAAAGACCCUCGAUAUGUUUAAAUGCAAUCACUCAACAGCCAACCUCCAAAGCUCAGUUCUUCAGUACAUGA